AUGGGUCUCAACAUCUUCGAACGCAUCCAGGCCAAGCUCGAGCUCCUGCGGCUCGAGAAGAGGUACACGCGCCGGCGCAACCGCCGCUCGACGUUUGUGUCCAACGCCAUCUACGUGGACGGCGAAUACAUCUACAACUCGCCUAACACGACGGGCUCGUCCUCCAACACCAGCCGGGCCAACAACUCCCCCGAGAGCGCGCCACCAUCGCCCACACAGUCGCCCGCACCCGCCGACACGCCAUCAAAGGCCCAGAAGCGUCUCAACCGGUGGUCGUCCAUGCCCGGCUUCGGCUCAAACUCCAAGCCGUCCAAUAUGACGCCCCCGCGCCAGGCGUACGACGAGCGGCAGGAAGAUGAGUGGAGGACAGGCCGCCGCAACAGCUUCAGUGACAUGCGGUGA
Lasiosphaeria miniovina is the source of this 402-nucleotide messenger RNA. RefSeq lists its product as uncharacterized. NCBI's taxonomy places the organism in Eukaryota, Fungi, Ascomycota, Sordariomycetes, Sordariales, Lasiosphaeriaceae. The transcript has a single exon. The record is from RefSeq and is a predicted model, not a curated record. Bases 1 to 402 code for a protein of 133 amino acids.